Molecule: messenger RNA, 630 nt
Organism: Caenorhabditis remanei
Lineage: Eukaryota; Metazoa; Nematoda; Chromadorea; Rhabditida; Rhabditidae
Exons: 5
Coding region: 1-630 (209 amino acids)
Source: RefSeq, a predicted model, not a curated record
AUGAUUCCUUCUACCUCAACCGACCUACCCAUCACUGAUCAUAUUCCGUCAGUAGUCAUCGAAUCAGACUACGAGGACGCUGUAUCCAGUGGAGAGGAGUUGGCGAAACUGUGCACUUCCCUUAAAACCCAUCUGGUGACAACAUCGAAAAUGCGGAGAGAGAAGAAGAGUGCCACAAAACUUCUAUCGAAUCGAGAGAGGAUGACACAGUAUUAUAGCAGAGAGUCGAGUAGUGAGCAUUCGAGUUUGGAGAAGCUUCAGCCUGCUGAAAUGCACAGCCGUCGUGGUACUGGUCAGAAACGGCGGAGCAAUUCGGGUAGUGAUCAUAGUAGUGACUGGAAAGUUCUGAAUUUGGCGUUCCAAGAAAUGGCUCACUACCCUCUAUUGAUGCAGUUGAACGAGCAACUCGUAGAGAUUUCAAGACAAUUGAAUAGUGUAGAAGCGACGAACGCAUUGCAGUUGAAAGUUAUCAUGCACCUGUUGAAUCGGGUGUCUAAGCGAAGACCUACAUGGCUCCAAUCAUUCUGUCGAUUCUUCCGUAACUUCCAAUUCUUCUUUUUCGCCUUCUCCUGGCCAUUCAUCGCCCGGUUGAUCUACAUCUGGUAUCUCAAAGUGGUGAUGAGAAGAUAA